Pelmatolapia mariae (spotted tilapia) is the source of this 324-nucleotide messenger RNA. Its product is annotated as cocaine- and amphetamine-regulated transcript protein-like. Gene Ontology annotation, biological process: cellular response to starvation; G protein-coupled receptor signaling pathway; negative regulation of appetite. Bases 1 to 324 code for a protein of 107 amino acids. The transcript has 3 exons. The record is from RefSeq and is a predicted model, not a curated record. NCBI's taxonomy places the organism in Eukaryota, Metazoa, Chordata, Actinopteri, Cichliformes, Cichlidae. Gene Ontology annotation, molecular function: neuropeptide hormone activity.
AUGGUCAGCAGCAGGAUGCUGCUUUUCGGUGCCUCCUGCUGGCUGCUCGUUGUUUUAGGGAGUUGCGAGGAGCCAAUCGAAGAGAGGUCAGCCGAAUACGACGCCAUCGAGACACAAGAAGAGAAAGAGCUGAUUGAAGCUCUGCAGGAAGUUCUGGAGAAGCUAAAGGGCAAACAGCUGCCAUCCUCAGAGAAAAAACUCGGCUGGCUUGCUGCUUGUGAUGCAGGUGAGCAGUGUGCGAUACGUAAGGCUUCGAGAAUCGGGAAGCUGUGUGGCUGUCCCGGAGGAACCGUUUGUAACUUCAGUGUCCUCAAGUGUCUGUAA